AUGGAUCCAUUAUCUUCAUUAUCGUCAUCUGAAGAAAUUUCUUCGGCUUCGGAAUUUUCAAUUCCUUUUCCGUUUCCAAAUUUAUCCACGGGUAGUAGCCUACCUUUUUUGCAAAGUGUUCUUGACGCUGUUGAAGACGACACGACAAGCUCAAUCAAAACCCGCACCUACAUCGAGCGGUUUCGGGAACAAGCUCACGAAACGCUUAUGCGUGACUACUUUGUUGAAAACCCAAAGUUUGGCCCGGUUUGGUUUCUUGAAAGAUUUCGAAUGAGUCAAAGGUUGUUUUUGAAGAUUGUUACUGAUAUUGAGCAACGAUUCGUUUACUUUCAACAGCGUAUAGAUCGGUCGGGGAGAAAGAGUUUAGCUGCCAUACAAAAAUGCACAUCCGCGGUGGAACAGCUCGGAACGGGCAACCCUCCAGAUAAUUUUGAUGACUACUUGUGCAUGGCAGCAAGAACUUCUUGCGAAAGCCUUGAUCAUUUUUGCAGCGCAGUCACCGAGUUAUAUCGUGACGAGUACUUACGUAGGCCGACUAGUCAUGAUGUUGCCCGGUUGUACGAAGCGCAUGAACAGAGACACAAGAUUCCGGGAAUGCUAGGAAGUCUUGAGUGUACGCAUUUUGUUUGGAGAAAUUGUCCCAAAGCGUUGAAGGGACAAUACAAGAGAGGUGAUCAUCCAUACCCAACAGUUACGCUUGAAGCCGUUGCUUCACACGACUUGUGGAUUUGGCAUGCUUUUUUUGGUCCUCCAGGAUCGCUCAACGAUAUCAAUGUCUUGAUGCAAUCGACUUUGUGGGCGACUCAUGUCAAGGCAAUGCCAUAUCCGACUGAAACAAAUGACAAGAAGUUCAAGAAAGUUCAAGAAUCGACAAGAAAGGAUGUGGAGCGAGCGUUUGGUGUUUUGAAAGGAAAAUGGGGGAUUUUGAGUAACAUUGUGCACGCGUGUAUUAUAUUGCACAACAUGAUUCUAAAGGAUGAUGGAAGGGCAAUAUCACCGGUUCGUAUUGUGGAUAGGGGAGUUCAAGUGGUUUAUAACCACGAUGCAGUGGAUGAGAUAGAAGAUGAAGAAGUUCAUCAUCGUCUUUAA
Erigeron canadensis is the source of this 1089-nucleotide messenger RNA. RefSeq lists its product as uncharacterized. The record is from RefSeq and is a predicted model, not a curated record. The transcript has 2 exons. NCBI's taxonomy places the organism in Eukaryota, Viridiplantae, Streptophyta, Magnoliopsida, Asterales, Asteraceae. Bases 1 to 1089 code for a protein of 362 amino acids.